Messenger RNA from Stegastes partitus (bicolor damselfish), 5661 nucleotides. It is a transcript of the gene rell2, whose product is annotated as RELT like 2. Lineage: Eukaryota; Metazoa; Chordata; Actinopteri; Pomacentridae. The coding region runs from base 348 to 2543 and encodes 731 amino acids. The record is from RefSeq and is a predicted model, not a curated record. Gene Ontology annotation, biological process: positive regulation of cell-substrate adhesion; positive regulation of p38MAPK cascade. The transcript has 7 exons.
UGUUGCAGCUCGUCUGCAUAUUAAUUGCUGCAUCAUGUGACAUGAACACACACGUGUGUGAUGCUGUGAGUCCUGAGUGUCGCUGGAACGUCUGCACUUUGUCACUUAUCUGUUUUCUCUCUGGCUGUCCUCCAUGUUGGUCUGGAGAUAAAUAGACGAGGUGUGGCUGAGCUGCUUUCAGCUCCUUAUCCCGUCUCAACAGUUUUUCUGCUGUGUGUGUGUCGGCAGGCUGCAGAGGCCACGCUGGCUGCUGGACGCUGGACGCUGACGGCCGCACUCUGAUCAUCUGCUCCCCAGACGUUUGAAGUUUGAAGAGGAUUCGAAUCGACCACAAAGCCCGUUAAACUAUGACCGAGUUAGAGGCUUCGGGUCCGGGGGAACCGCCGCCGCCCUACAUCAUCUUCCUGGUGGUUUUCCUCUUCUUCCUCACUGGACUGCUGGGCUUCCUCGUCUGCCACCUGCUGAAGAAGAAGGGAUACCGCUGCCGGACCGGAGACAUGGACGAAGACGAGGAGGAGGAGGAGAAGCUGGAAGGAGACGCAGACGAUGAAGACGAAGAGAACCAGGACACCGUGGAGCAGAUCCUCAAAUGCAUCAUUGAAAAUGAAGCAAAUAUGGAAGCCUUCAAUGAGAUGUUGGGAAACCGCAACGUCUGUGUGCGUCAUGACCCCAGGUUGCGUAAGGAGUCCAUCGGUGGCGUUCCUCCCCAUCACCACACAGUCCACUCAGGCACCGACCACAACUCCUGCCACCUCUGUGCCCAGGUUCGGUCCAAAAAGGGCCGGAGACAGAGCAGAACUCCACGGUCCAAACAGCGACCUGGAGAGCAGACGGUCUUCUCUGUUGGAAGGUUCCGGGUGACCCACACCGAUAAGAAGCCCCACGGAGGCAUGAAUCCGUUGGCCAUUUCUGGAGACCAGCUGGACCAAUCUCAGGAUAGUGAUGAGCGCAAAGAGGGCGGAUACAACCUGAGGAGCAUGUUUAAAGAAGUCAGGCCGCCUCCAGAAAGUGCCAAUGGGAUGGCUGCAAACAUGGGGAAACGAAGGAAGAGUGUGACCAUAUUUGGGCUGCGGCGGGGCAGUGACCCGGUCGCUGUUAAAGGAGGGGAGGGGCCAGCGAAGGAGGCUGUAGGGCUGAAGUUUGCAAUUCAGCAGCAGCCUCUGGUUCUGGAAGAAGCCAUGCAGGCACACAACAUUAAAGCUGAUCCUGAACGAAGCACAAAACUUGCUGCCAAACUGGAAAGUGAGCUGAAAGCUUCUGUUACUUCUCCCUCAUCUAAAAGUCCAAAACUCUCCCGGGACUCUGGUCCUGAGGAAGCUGCUAAACUUGGCUCCAGUCCUGAACCUCGAGCAGUGAUGAUGAUCCAACCUUCUGCUGUUAGUACAGCAUCUUCUGCCCCCAGUUCUCUUCCUAUUGCAUCUUUGAAAAGACUAGAUGGUGAGGAAAAGGUUUUAAAACCUGAGGAGGCGUAUGAUCCUGGACCCCUGCAGACCUCUACACCCAUCGCCCCAGUGCCUGGAUCAGCCCCAGGCUUCGUCCCUAACAUACCUACCGACCAGCCCGAACCCUGUUCUACUGCAGGGUUCCCAGUUAUCCAAACUCCUCCUGACCCAAGCUCCAGCCCAAAUCCACAACCAGGUUCUGGUGUUUCCUUAGCUUUAAUAAGCUUAGGUUCAUCCCCUCCAUCUCCCUUUCCAAUCAAGACCCCAUCUUCAGCCUCUUUGUUGAAAACUCCGACCCCACCGCUCACAGGAACACCAAGCGUGGGAAACAAGCCAUCCCAGGCUGCAGAAACCGUCUCCUCUCCAGCACCUACACCAAGUCCGAAGCUCCUGAGCAGCAGAUCCCCUCUUUCAUCGUUAUCCUUUGGACAAAGUUCUAGUCCUCUACAGGCCGAUUCUCCAUCACCACUUGCUGACCCCAGACAUCAAACCCCUUCUUCUACUCCAGCUGACCAGAACUUGUCCUUCCCAAGUUCACCUCGUCUUACUGUGAAGUCAGGAAGUGUGACGUCUGUAACAUCUACGACCAAAGGAGAUGUGGUUUCAAGUUCAUCAUCGUCAAAGGAGCUAAAGCUUGAAGGAGCCAAAACCCCAAAGGCCGAAGAAAAGACAGAAAUUAAAAGAGCUGGAAUUCUGAAAGCAUCGAAGCUUUCACCAUCUGCAACAGACGACUCUACAGGUUCUUCAUCUGAUCAGCUUUUUAAAGACAGACUGAGCAGUUUGCCUUUGUCACCCUCCUCACCACAAGGGGGCAGUAUAAGUAGUGUGACCAUAGUUAAAGCCAGCCCUGACAGCAGGAGAGAGUUCUCUGUUGUCACCACAGCAGAGGAAGAAGAAUCCUCAGAGAACGACCAGAGAGGAGAAACUUCUGCACAGGGAGGAGAAGUUGGACAACCUGAGAGCACAGAAACUACUGGAGCAGAAGUUAAACCAACGCUGGGUCCAGAGAAGGACGACAUGAUGGAGAUGGAAGACAUUAGAGACUGCAAGGUGACGCAGGCGGAAGAAGAGGUGGAGAACAUGGAGCUGAAACAGGACUGAGAGAAGACAUGUGGACACCAGUUCAAGACGUGAUGAUCCAAAGAAAGAAGUUCGAAGCCACUCAGUGGACGAAGAAAGUAGCACGAACAAAAGAAACGAACAUGAACACACUCAAUCUUUAUUGACAGCAGUGAUUUCAGGCUGACUGGUGACCAAAUGGAAGGAUUUUGGCCUUUUAGAAUAUUCCCACCGUUUUGUUCUUUAGCUUUUCAGCCAUGCAGUCGGCCCACUUUGGUCCAGACCAACAUCAGGUGAUGGUCACUUUGUGAUUCUUAAAGAUGAACCCUUCAGACUCUCAGACUGGUGCCACCAUGAGGUUGAUGCCUGUUGUGACUUAUAGGGAACCCCCAUCGUCCUGAUGGUGUCCGGUGACGUCCAACAGGUCACUUAUCCAAACUAACAUAUGUUGUUGACAUGUGUGUUCUCCAGAUGAUGAAUCAAAUCACUUUGUAGGCGUCCUGAUUGUUCCUUCAGAGCUCCCAUGAGGAUCAUGUUUGUGGCCAUCUUCACAACUAUUGGAUGAACUAUGGUGACAUGACUGGUGCACACCUUCCUUCUCCCCUCAGGACGGAGCACUUUGUUCUCCUCCAGCAUUUCUGUUCAGCUCCAUCACUUCUGCAGUACAUUACUUUCUGAUGAAGAAGCUGUUUGAUUAAUGAGCUGUGAACACAGUCCAACCAUCCCAUAGUUGUGUAGAUGUUCCAGCCAAACCCACAGAUGUCAUCCUCAUGAUGACGCUGACAGAAGUGUUCAGGGUGAACCAUCGAGGAACCAGGAUUCUCCUCUUCUGUGAUUCUGGACCAAAGCGAUGAGCCAGCUGCCUGAUAAACCAGGUGCUGCCACAUGACGUAUUUAAGUAAAUCUAGUCUGCUUUGGAAUAAAACAUGAAGACUUAGUGUUUGCUGUCAAAGAACCAACAAUCCGAGGACAUUUCUUCGUACUACACAGAAAUGAAUGGAAACAAAUGGCUGAUUGUACAAAUGGUCUUCGUGACGAGUAGCUUAGACGCUAAAGCUUCCAGUUCAUUGCAGGACGAAGUGAAAGAGUUCAAGUUCAGUGCGUCCGUCUGCUGAACGUGUUGUAGGCGUGUAUAUUAGCUCAUAUGCAGAAAAUCAGUGGGAGCUUAUUUGUUUUCAUUUAAGAGGAGGAACGUUGAAGAUACCUGCAGCUGGAGGGUCAAAGUGGACGUUCAUACCUUCUACCUACUCAUAGACCUUUAAAAUCCUGACGCAGGUCGAUUUUUGUUUGACGACUUUGUGCUGAUCGAUUAGUGACGCUCCAGGACAAGAACUGAUGAGACCGAGCAACAGAAAUGAAACCAAAGGAAGGAAAAACCUCCUUCAGCUGAAGGAAGACUCGGAGUAAACGUUCAGACUUGGAGGAUCCAGCUGCAGCCAGACAGCAAGUCUGAGGAUAAAACUGGGCUUUAGUGUAAGAUUUGUCUUAGAAUCUGUAUUUAUUUUGAUUUACACUCUCUGGCUCAGAGCCCAGUAUACAGACCGGGUCAGAACUUGGUUUACAGACAGAGGUCAGAGGUCCAUGUUACUUCCUGGUCUUUAUGGGAAACCAACCAGGACGUCUGCAGUCUUCCCAUGAGUUUAUUUUAUCCUCUGACUGGUCACAUGUGGACAGAACAUCUGCUGUCUGAAACAUGAUGAUGAUUAUUGUUCAUGUCUGUAGCUUUCAUCCAGAAUGAAUGAAUGAAUGAAUGAAUGAAUGAAUGAAUGAAUGAAUGAAUGAACAGGUCACAUUCACUGCAUCACAGUCCACACAGGAGUUAGUUUUAUGUGUUAACCUGCUGAAAGUUUGACAUAAUAAUCUUGUAAAUGACACUGAUAAAGGUUUUUAGUCACUAGGUGUUGAUGGUGUGUGAGAGGCCACGUCGCUGAGCACAGAUCCUCAUGAAGCCGUCUGAUUGGCUCCAGAUGCUUUAUUUCAGCAGCUGAAGUCGGUUCGGUGAAAAUAACUGAACAAAUCCAGCAGUGAGGCUGUAAAUUAACAGCUUAAGCAGAGAAACUUUAGUCCUGAAAGCAUUUCUGGUUCCGACCUCUUGUCAGAAAAUAAAAGUCGGUUUAAGGACGAGACGAGUGGGGAUGCAGAGAACAUGUUUGGCAGAAGCUGACUUAAACUGGAGAAAAGGUAAAGAACCAGAGCAGCAGAACCAGUAAACCUGCAGAUAAACAUCGUGCACAUGAACGCUAACAGGACUCAGACAGGAACAAGACAAGAUCACACAUUUCUGAAGAGAUGGUGAAACUACAGCUCAGUGUUCGAUCACCAAACACUUUUAAAUGUUGCUGCAGCUCAACACAUAACUCACAUAAGACUUCAUGUAUCCUGAGACAGUCAGAGGAUCCUUUAGCAGCAGACAGACACCAGCUGAAGGCUUGUCCCUGAAUUCCACACAACAAAUGAAGCUCUCGCCUGAUUAGGAAACUCCAUGCAGGAUAUUUAUUUGGUAAAUGAUCAACACGUCUUCUGGAGCCACUGACUGUGACUGGCGGUGGUGUUACAUCUUCGUUAUUAGAUCAGUCCAGUGAUCUUCCAUCUGAUCAGGGUCAGGCUUAGUUUCUCCAGAUCUGAGGGGAUUAUUCUGUCUGUUUUUGGUCCCCUGUAACGAACACAGCUUGACAGACAAUAUAUAUUUAAAAAAAUCUAAUUCAAGCUCUUGUCAACCCAGAAUGUUGUGUUAAACACAAAGUGGGUUCUCAGCAGCACAACAGCCUGAGUUCAGUAUCAACACGAAGGAAAAACCCAGUUUAGUUAAACUGAUUUCAUUCUUGAUCCAGUUAAUUUAAUCUUAAGCUUAAUAAAACCUGAUUCUUGGUGUCUGUGUUCAAACACAAAGGGAGCAGUAAUAACACAUGUUGGUCAGUUUGUUCACAAAGCUGCUGCUGUAGAAAGUCUGUAGAUAAUAAAAUGGUGUCUGACGUUAUGGAUCAGCUGCUCAGAACCCUGAAUCAGCACCGACAGCCCGAUUACCAAACAGCUGGUGAAACCCAUUCAGUGUGGUGUUCUGGAACAUCCUGCUGGUACCGAUGCUCACAAGUCUGAGUUGUAAAUAUGCAAAUUGACCAUAAUUUAUUCUUAUGAAAUAAAAACAAACUUUGCUUUUCGA